Messenger RNA from Fraxinus pennsylvanica, 1602 nucleotides. The record is from the annotation of a GenBank genome assembly. NCBI's taxonomy places the organism in Eukaryota, Viridiplantae, Streptophyta, Magnoliopsida, Lamiales, Oleaceae.
AUGGCCGAUGAAACCCCACAACUAGCUCCACCACAGAUCACCCAUAAGCCGCCAUUCACGGCGGAAGAGACUGAAAUACCGCCGCAGCCGCAGCAAGAACUAGAAUCAGCUUCCGUGACAGAAAAUGAUCAACCACUGGCGUCGGUGGAAAUGCCACCUACUGAGCCACUACUUCCAGUUGAAGAACAGCUGAAAGAAGCCGUUACUGUAGAAAAAGAGACCCCACUAACACCUCCACUGCCUGAACAAUCACUCACGGCGGAGCAUGUCUCUGUCACCACCGCCGCCGCGCCCACUCCACCAAUUUCACAGCCUCUAGAUUCAGUACUAGCAGCUCCACAAAAAAUUGAGUCACCCGAACCCCCAAAAGAAGAAGCCAUAGAAUCCGAAAAAUCAAAGAAAAAAGCCCCAGAAUCAAUAGUUUCUUUUAAAGUAGAGAGUAACAAAUUAUCAGAUCUGUCAGAUUCAGAACGAAGAGCAUUAGAAGAAUUCAAAAACCUAGUCCAGGAAGCUCUCAAUAACCGGCUUUUCUCAUCUGCAUCCCCCUCAGAAACCUCAAAUUCACCCGAAGAAGUAUCUAUAUGGGGCAAGCCAUUGUUGAAAGACGAUUGCAGCAAUGUGAUUUUACUGAAAUUUCUACGAGCCCGCGAUUUUAAGGUCAAGGAAUCUUUGGCCAUGUUAAAGGACACCAUACAAUGGCGAAGAAUAUUCAAUGUAGAUGAGUUGAUUAAGGAGGACUUAGGGGAUGAUUUAGAGAUGGUUGUGUUCAUGCGCGGGCAAGAUAAGGAGGGACAUCCUGUUUGUUAUAAUGUCUAUGGGGAAUUUCAGAACAAGGAGUUGUAUGCAAAGACAUUUGCAGAUGAGCAGAAGAGAUCGGAAUUUCUAAGGUGGAGGAUACAAUUUCUUGAAAGGAGUAUAAGGAAACUGGAUUUUAGUCCGGGCGGUAUUAAUACUAUAUUUCAAGUUAGUGAUCUCAAGAAUUCUCCCGGGCCUGGUAAAAGGGAGCUUCGGAUUGCCACUAAACAGGCAUUGCAAAUCCUUCAGGAUAAUUAUCCUGAAUUCGUGGCAAAGCAGGUGUUCAUCAAUGUUCCUUGGUGGUAUUUGGCUUUCUAUAGAAUGAUCAGUCCUUUCUUGACGCAACGGACAAAAAGCAAGUUUGUUUUUGCUGGGCCGUCAAAGACUGCAGAAACUCUUUUGAAGUAUAUAUCUCCUGAGUUACUGCCAAUUCAAUAUGGCGGCCUUUGUGUAGAUUUCUGUGAAUGCAAUCCGAUGUUCACCGUUGAUGAUCCAGUUACAGAGAUUACUGUAAAACCUGCGACCAAGCAAACUGUGGAAAUUAUAGUGAACGAGAAAUGUACUAUUGUUUGGGAGCUUCGGGUAGUGAGCUGGGAAGUCAGCUACGGUGCUGAAUUUGUCCCUAAUGAACGUGGCUAUGCAGUAAUCAUACAGAAGACAAAGAAGAUGGCUCCGACUGAUGAACCAGUGGUGUCUAACAGCUUCCAAAUUAGCGAGCUUGGGAAGAUAUUACUCACCAUUGACAACCCGACUGCCAAGAAGAAGAAGUUACUGUACCGAUUCAAGGUUAUGCCCUAUGAAAAUUGA